UUUGAUCGUUUAGUUUUACAAUCACCAGACAGUUCUCUAGUUUGGACACGUUAUAUGGCUUACCAUCUAGAAUGUACAGAAAUAGAUAAGGCUAGAGCUGUAGCAGAAAGGGCUUUAAACACUAUCAGUUUUAGAGAUGAACAAGAAAAGUUAAAUAUUUGGGUGGCAUAUUUAAAUCUUGAGAAUAUGUAUGGUACCUUAGAUCAACAAGAAGAAUUAUUUGAAAGAGCUAAGAAAUUUUGUGAUUUUAAGAAAAUACAUGAACGUAUGAUCAGUAUAUAUGUCCGCUCUGAAAAAUAUGAGGAAGCAGAAGAACUCUAUGAAAUUCUAGUUAAAAAAUUCAGUGGUGAAAAACAGAUAUGGCUGAAUUAUGUCCAGUUUUGUUUCCGUAAUAAUCGUUUUGAUAACGGUAGAAAAUUGUUACAGAGAUGUUUCAAAUGUUUAGAAAAGAAAGAACAUAUUGAAAUGAUAAGUAAAGUAGCACAAAUGGAGAUAAAAUUUGGCGAUGGUGAGAGAGGUCGCACUAUGUAUGAAAAUUUAGUAACUAAUUAUCCAAAAAGAUUAGAUUUAUGGUCUGUGUAUAUCGAUAUGAUACGAAUAUUAGGCGAUUUAGAUGGCACAAGAAAACUGUUUGAAAGAGUUUUGUCUUUGAAGAUGAAUGCAAAAAGGAUGAAAUUUAUUUUUAAAAAAUAUUUAGACUUUGAAAAUAAAUAUGGUAGCCCUGAUAGAGUAGCUGCUAUCAAAGAAAAAGCAUUGAAAUAUGUGGAAACCAAGGGAUAUUAUGAAGAUGAAUAA
This is a messenger RNA of Lottia gigantea (owl limpet), 795 nucleotides long. RefSeq lists its product as hypothetical. The annotation marks the transcript as partial. NCBI's taxonomy places the organism in Eukaryota, Metazoa, Mollusca, Gastropoda, Lottiidae. The transcript is spliced from 5 exons. Gene Ontology annotation, cellular component: nucleus; small-subunit processome; nucleolus. The record is from RefSeq and is a predicted model, not a curated record. Gene Ontology annotation, biological process: rRNA processing. Gene Ontology annotation, molecular function: protein binding; RNA binding.